AUGCAGAGCCUCUUGGGAAAAAUUCUUGGCUGCAUUGCAGAGGCCGUGAAGAAGCUCGGGGAAGGCGGCUACGGCAAAGUCUUCAAGUGUAAGGUCCUCUGCGGGAGCGCUGAGGACUAUGUCACUGUCAAGCUGGUCGCAGAGAAGUCAGACGAUGUUCUGCGUGAGAUCGAACUGAUGGAAGAGAUGAGUGGCGUCUCGGAGUUCUGCCUGUCCUCCCUGGGCUCUCCGACCAUCCCAUCCUUCGUCGAUGCGCCGGAGGGCUACUGGAUCAUGAUGCCCCUCAUGAACGGCGGGGAACUUUACGAGUUGAUGACCAGCUGCGACCGACAUCUUGGAUGCGGUGCCUGCGAGGAUUGGUUUGGCCGGCGCUGCUGGACAGAUCUCAACCCCUCCUACACCACGGCCUUCAUGCUGUCCCUCUUCCGCGACGCUGUGAAGGGCGUGGCUGCUUUCCAUGCGCAAACAGGGUUUCUCCACGCGGACCUGAAGCCGGAGAAUGUGAUGCUCAAUUGCAGAGGUACCGAUGAUUGCUUUGCAGCUGUCAUCGAUUUCGGCCUGGCUUGUGACAUGAAGGACCCGGAGGAGUGUGCCUACGCAGGGACGCCGGCCUACGUCCCCCCGGAGGUCUACCUCAGCUCUCCAGUCGCGGCCCUGGGGAGCCCGAAGCGGGAUGUCUGGGCACUUGGUGUGAUCCUGUAUGAGCUCACGUACCAGAGCGUUCCGCCCUUUGCCAUGGAAGAUGGCUCCGGGGACCUGGUGACUGCCUACGACCCUGCCACUGACAACAACUUUCCGCAGCCUCCAACCGCAUUGGAUCAGCUAAUCAUUCAGAUGCUUGCGCUGAACUACACGGAGCGGCCCACUCUGAAUAGCAUUGAGACCAUGCUCAAGGACAUCAUCCUCGAAGAGCUCAAGGCGGAGGACGAGCGGGACGAGCGGAAGGUGUUGGCAAUGCUGGAUGAGACCCCCACAGAACGUGGCGCGAGCGUUGCCAAGCCGAAAUGCCUCUCGCAGUCUGAUGCGGCGCAGGUGCUUGAAGCGAACCCAGAGCUCAAAGCCGGCAAGCAGCACCAUCGCAGAAGCAGCGCCAGCGGCAGUGAGGAGGCGAAACGAGAGCACUGCACGGACACACCGCGCCCCUUUGCCAACAUCCGCAAGUGCGGAAUGAAGCGCCAGGGAAAGCGAAGGGUGUGCUGCGUUUGCCAUGUUGAGCGCGGUGGCAAAAUUGUCAACGCACACUUUCCCAUGAUGGACGAGUGUCUCUGA
Messenger RNA from Symbiodinium natans, 1269 nucleotides. The record is from the annotation of a GenBank genome assembly. Lineage: Eukaryota; Dinophyceae; Suessiales; Symbiodiniaceae.